Molecule: messenger RNA, 2250 nt
Organism: Clonostachys rhizophaga
Lineage: Eukaryota; Fungi; Ascomycota; Sordariomycetes; Hypocreales; Bionectriaceae
Source: the annotation of a GenBank genome assembly
AUGAUGAGCUGGUGGUCGUCCUCGGCCAAUGCUGCCUUGGACGAGCAGAUCGAGAAGGCUACCAGCAGUAGCUUAGAAGAUAUCGCACUGAAUUUGGAGAUUUCCGAUGUCAUCAGAUCGAAGACCGUUGCGCCGAAGGAGGCGAUGCGCUCCCUCAAGAAGCGCAUCGGAAACAAGAAUCCCAACACUCAGCUCAGUGCUCUCAAUCUCACAGAUACGUGCGUAAAGAAUGGCGGGUCACACUUCCUCGCUGAGAUCGCCUCCCGAGAAUUCAUGGACAACCUUGUCUCGCUUCUACAAGCCGUGGGCUCCGUUGCCGUCAAUGCCGAUGUCAAGUCGAAGAUUUUGGAGUUGAUACAGACCUGGGCCGCUGCGACUGAUGGUCGGCAUGACCUAUCCUAUAUUGGCGAGGUGUACCGGAAUCUGCAACGGGAGGGAUACCAGUUCCCGCCACGACAGACCGUUGCCAGCAGCAUGAUUGACAGCAGUGCUCCACCCGAAUGGGCCGAUUCUGAUGUUUGUAUGCGAUGUCGAACGCCGUUUACCUUUACGAACCGGAAGCACCACUGCAGAAACUGCGGCAACUGCUUCGACCAGCAAUGUUCCAGCAAGUCUGUGCCUCUUCCUCACCUCGGCAUACAUACUCCAGUUCGAGUUGACGAUGGCUGCUAUGCUAAACUUACUGGGAAGGGGCAAAAGGAGCUGGAUCGAUCGCCAACAUAUCCUCACAAGCACCGAAGCACUACGGCGAUGCAGCCUCGAAAUGCUCGAGUUGAUGAUGUUUUCGAUGAGGAUCUUAAGAAGGCUUUGGCCAUGAGCUUGGAGGACGUUCAAAAGCACACCUUCAAUCCAGCCCCCGCUCCACCCAGCACCUUGACAACCAACACUACUUCUGCGGCCGCAAAGCAGAUGGAAGAGGAGGACGAAGAUCUAAAGGCAGCGAUCGCCGCAUCUCUUGCGGACAUGGAGGAGCAGAAGCAGAAACAUAGCGCGGCGCUGAAAGAGCAAACAUCAAACCAAUCAUCGUCAACGGCACCGUCGAACUUCACUCUUCCACGAAACGACUACGAGCUGACACCAGUCGAGGCUGAGAACAUCAACCUAUUCUCAACUCUUGUAGAUCGGCUUCAGACUCAGCCUCCCGGGACAAUUCUACGUGAGCCGCAAAUCCAGGAACUCUAUGACAGCAUAGGGACUCUUAGACCUAAGUUGGCACGAACCUAUGGUGAAACGAUGAGUAAACAUGACACUCUUCUGGAUCUACACGCCAAGCUGUCUACUGUCGUCCGCUACUAUGACCGCAUGCUGGAAGAUCGCCUUUCAAAGGCUUAUAGCCAGCAAAAUUUGGGGGGAUACAAUAUCCCACCUCCCCGUCAGCCAUCCGGGCCAUAUCCCUCUCUUCCUUCGCAUAUGGCAGGUAAUGCUGCCGCGGGCGCAGAGGGCUUUUACGGCCACCAGCACCGAGCAAGCUACCAAGCACCCGUGCAUCAACAAUAUCCACCAGGAACACCACAGCCUGGCCAACCGCCUCAGUUUGCUUACGGUGCGGCCCCCGAGGGAACUCCAGGCCAAUAUCCUGCACAAGCACAGGUGCACAGAUCCGACAGUUGGCAGAAUCAUGCUGCCGGCUCCGGGCCUCACUAUCAACCCAAUCAGCAGCCCGCGCCUCCACAACCACAGCAACCGACACAACCCCAGGACCAAGUGCCGUCAGCGCCCACGCCACAACAAUCAUCUGCAUUGCCUUCUCAGGACCCUCACGCCUCAUAUUAUUUCGGUUCCCAGCCGCCAACCCAGACCUCGUCUGCUCCGUCAGCCCCUCCAGUCCCCUCAGGACCAUCCGCCCCUAGCACCGUUCCCGAUGUGAACGCAUCUCCAUACCCGAACCUCCCACAGCAAAUUCAAUCCCAGAGAGGAUCCAUCUCUGCACAAUCCCAGGCGACUCCGGUGCAAACACCUACUCAGCUAGCACAGCCACCACAAGCUGGUCAGGGUCCGCCUCAGCAGACCCCAAUUCAGUCCCCAGCCCUACCUCAGCAACAGCAAGCGCAACAGCCUCAACAGCAGCCGCAACCGCAGGCUCCGCAGCAAUAUUGGCCCCAGCAACCCCCACAGCAAUAUCAGCAGCCACCGCCAGGUGCUCAGAACUGGGCUUACCCUGGGUACCAACAAGGCAAUGUAUUCCCAAGCGUUCCUCAGCACGAGCCCGUAAGGAAGCCUGCCCAAGAGGAAGCUCUAAUUGAACUUUGA